AUGAAGCUUCUUACGCACAAUUUUUUGUCGUCUAGAUUUUUGAAAAACGUAAAUAAUGGUUAUCCGCUUAUUCUUCGAGCCAACCAGAAGGCAAACAAAGAAGUGGAGUUUAAUGAGAAGUUUGUGCUUAACAUGAUGCCAAAGGUCGACUAUGCUUCUUUGUAUAAUGCUGCUUUGUCCAUCGGAGAAGCAGGAAACAUGCCGGAAUCACUACCGGAUGAUUGGGAAACCAAUACUCCUGUUCUUAUGGAGUAUCAUAUAAGUUCUUUGCUAUGCUGCAUCCACCACACGUCUUCAAACAACAUGUUAUUGUUUCAGCUACACCGAGUAAUGCUUUGUGUCGAAAUUGUGGAUGGGGAACUGGAAUGUCCUGACACUGGACGAAAGUUCCCAAUAAAAGAUGGCAUUCCUAACCUGCUUGUCAAUGAAAAUGAAGUAUAA
Molecule: messenger RNA, 441 nt
Organism: Strongylus vulgaris
Lineage: Eukaryota; Metazoa; Nematoda; Chromadorea; Rhabditida; Strongylidae
Source: the annotation of a GenBank genome assembly